GCAGGGAACCCGGGCUUGUGAGCGCACCGGCGGGGAGCAUGGACGCGUCUGCGGAGCAAAGCCUCCCGGAACCAGAGCAAAGCCUCCAGGAGCCUGGCAGCCAGGACUCUGUGGCAGGCGAUGAUAUUGAGAUCGUGGUGAAUGUGGGGGGCGUGCGUCAGGUGCUCUACGGAGACCUGCUCAGCCAGUACCCCGAGACCCGGCUGGCGGAGCUCAUAGACUGCUUGGCCGGUGGCUACGACACCAUCUUCUCCCUGUGCGACGAUUACGACCCAGGCAAGCGCGAAUUCUACUUCGACCGGGACCCGGACGCGUUCAAGUGUGUUAUCGAGGUGUACUAUUUUGGGGAGGUCCACAUGAAGAAGGGCAUCUGCCCCAUCUGUUUCAAGAACGAGAUGGACUUCUGGAAGGUGGACCUCAAAUUCCUGGAUGACUGUUGUAAGAGCCACCUGAGCGAGAAGCACGAGGAGCUGGAGGAGAUCGCACGCAGGGUGCAGCUCAUCCUGGACGACCUGGGUGUGGAUGCAGCUGAGGGCCGCUGGCGCCGCUGUCAGAAGUGUGUCUGGAAGUUUUUGGAGAAGCCAGAGUCGUCGUGCCCAGCGCGGGUGGUGGCAGUUCUAUCCUUCCUGCUCAUCCUUGUCUCAUCCGUGGUCAUGUGCAUGGGCACCAUACCCGAGCUGCAGGUGGUGGACGCUGAGGGCAACCGCGUAGAGCACCCGACACUGGAGAACGUGGAGACUGCUUGCAUCGGUUGGUUCACACUGGAGUACCUGCUACGCCUCUUCUCAUCGCCCAACAAGCUGCACUUCGCCCUGUCCUUCAUGAACAUCGUGGAUGUGCUGGCCAUCCUCCCAUUCUAUGUGAGCCUCACACUCACGCACUUGGGUGCACGAAUGAUGGAGCUGACCAACGUGCAGCAGGCUGUACAGGCCCUGCGGAUCAUGCGCAUUGCACGCAUCUUCAAGCUGGCCCGCCACUCCUCAGGCCUGCAGACCCUCACCUACGCCCUCAAGCGCAGUUUCAAGGAACUGGGGCUGUUGCUUAUGUACCUGGCCGUGGGCAUCUUUGUCUUUUCCGCACUAGGCUACACCAUGGAACAGAGCCACCCUGAAACUCUGUUCAAGAGCAUCCCACAGUCCUUCUGGUGGGCCAUCAUUACCAUGACCACAGUGGGCUAUGGUGACAUCUACCCCAAGACCACAUUGGGCAAGCUCAAUGCGGCCAUUAGUUUCUUGUGUGGAGUAAUUGCCAUCGCCUUGCCCAUUCACCCCAUCAUCAACAACUUUGUCAGGUACUACAACAAACAGCGUGUUCUGGAGACCGCAGCCAAACAUGAGCUGGAGCUGAUGGAGCUCAAUUCUAACAGCGCAGAAGGCAAACCCGGGGGCUCUCGAAGUGACCUGGAUACCCUGCCACCAGAGCCUGCUGCCAGAGAGGGGCCAAGCUGGGGCAGCAGGCUGAAGCUCUCCCAUAGCGAUACCUUCAUCCCCCUGCUGACAGAGAAGCACCAUAGGACCCGACUCCAGAGCUGCAAGUGAUGGCUUGGCUCCAGGGCAGGGACAGACUGACCUGUGGAUGGACAGACCAUUGGGUAGGCAUG
This is a messenger RNA of Phodopus roborovskii (desert hamster), 1600 nucleotides long. RefSeq names its product potassium voltage-gated channel subfamily F member 1. The record is from RefSeq and is a predicted model, not a curated record. Gene Ontology annotation, biological process: potassium ion transmembrane transport; protein homooligomerization. Gene Ontology annotation, molecular function: voltage-gated potassium channel activity. NCBI's taxonomy places the organism in Eukaryota, Metazoa, Chordata, Mammalia, Rodentia, Cricetidae. Gene Ontology annotation, cellular component: voltage-gated potassium channel complex; membrane. The transcript has a single exon. The coding region runs from base 39 to 1538 and encodes 499 amino acids.